CGGGGUGGUGACUAUGACGCAGGAGAGUCACUGACACCCGUAACACGCUUGCUGCUGGCGUGUUCCUGUUUCCCCUGGAGGGUUUGUAGGGUUUGAUUGCCUCUCAGAAAUUGAGCCGGGCGAACCCCCCGCGCGAAUCUCCUCCAGCAAUCGUUCACAGUCGGCAUACAGUCGGCAUGGAAAGAGAAGUGUGUGUGUGUGUCCAUGUAGUAUAAAAGCCAUGCAUAGCGAUAGCAUCCAUCACACUGAGUGAAUUGGCCAACUUCUCACAGAGGCAGGCAGGCAUGCGAUUGCACACCGGACGGACAUAUGGUUGGUUACUCACCCGGUCCAUCCACUCACCACCCACCUACACGCCGCCUGCUAGUGCCCCGCGCAUGAUAAAGCGAGACCGCUCUGGAUGCCGCGGCAGUGCACCACCCACCACCCACCUCCCAUCGACCUGUACACACGAAAAACAACCUGAACUUUCUUCUUCCCCCCUCUCUACAAGUGUGAGCUGGCGGCCUGCCUGCCUGCCUGCGAUACAUGUGUGUCGAGUCAGCACCCAUCGAUCCAUCCAUCCAGCGUGCAAUGCACCUCCGAAGAAAGAGGUCCAAGACAGACAGGCACACAACACAACACAUGACAUGAAUGACACGCACAUCGAUCGCGUGGAGCGAGCCGGCCGGCCCUCAGUCGGGAAGGAGGCGACCGCGGCUGCGCUGCCCGACAAAAAACAGACGUAGGUGUGAUGCAUGGAUGGAUGGAUGGAUGUAUGUAUGCUCCGCAUCAAUAAGACGUAGCAACGCAUGGGUGAGAGUGCACUGGGCAAGUGGGUGAAUCCCUCUCUCUCUCUCUCUCUCUCUCUCUCUCCAUCCCUGCCUGUCUGCAGGAAGGUUUGUAUGUAUCAGCGAGAUCCCUCUCGUCUGUCUGUUGAAAUCCCUCCUCCCCUCCCUCCCUCCCUCCCUCCCUCCGUCUCUCGUUCGUGUGUCUGAGUCAUUUUUCUCAGCAGCGCCCCUCGAUGGUUGUUCCGUUCCGCACAUGAAUGGAUGGCCCCCUCGCCAGUUGGUGGCGAAGUCGCCCUCCAUUCACGACAGAGAAAGAACAGCCCACCAAGCAGCAGCAGCAGGAAGUAGGUAUGUGCAGGCAACAGAGCAAAACAAACACGGCGCCUCUCACUGCACACCGCCGUGCCUGCAGGUCUAUGAAUGAAUGGAUGGAUGGACUGGCUGGGGGGAUGGGGGUGAGAGACAGAGGAGUUAGGUGAGUGCCAAAUGGAUAGAUCAAAACCGAAGACAGAUAAGACAAGGAGAGAAGGAGAGACAGAAAAAUAGCCAGCCAGCACUGGCAAGCCGGCCGGCUCUGCUCUGCUCUCGACGUCCUCCCCCUCCCUACGUACACACCGCACCGCCCCCGCCACGGCAGCCCGAUACGAUCUGUGCUACUUCCCCGCCCCCAGCCAUGAAGCCAUCCACCCUGACUGCUGCUGCCGUUGCUGGGCACUGUCGCCCUUCGGCGCCUCAAGGACGAUGUUGUCCACAAGCCGACAGGAAGGGCCCACCGACGCACCUGACACGACACAGAAACGCCACGCCCACCACACACGUGCAGAGAGAGAACAUCCGCCGUGGUCUGCCUGCGUGUGUUCUGUUCCUUACCGAUAGCGACGCAGUAGCUCUUUGUGGGCUGCAGCACGUCGGCUGCCUUGCCCGUGUAAAGGUCGCACACAGUGAUGUAGUCCACAGACAGACCGUGAGACGCCGCAAACACCCGCCCAGCCUCAGUCAGCACCCCGGCGUCCCGCUCUCCACGCCGGUGCUGCGCCUCGACGGCCUGCAGCGUCUGGUAGAUGAGCGGCGCCCUCUUCCUCUCCUCCGGGGUGAGCCGUGCGUUGCGUGAUGCGAAGGCCAGGCCGUCCUUCUCGCGGACCGUCGGCACCACUGCCACCUGCAGCAGAGAAAGAGGAGAUGGGAUGGAGCCAUGGAUUGAGGGAGGGAGGGAGGGGGAAUGGGGUUACCUCGACGUCAGGGAAGAACUCGGCGCACAGUUUGCGCACGAUGACGGUCUGUAGGAAGUCCUUCUGGCCAAACACGACCACCGAUGGCCUGCGGACACACGAGAGAAGACAAUUCAGCGACGUGUGCAGAGCGUCCUCUCACUUGCCCUUGCUCACCUUGUCCAUGCGAAGAACUUCGUCAGGACGGUUCCAAUGCCCCGGAAGAAGCUGAGUGAGACCAGCAGAUUGACGUGUGUGCCCCCUUUCGGCCAUCCAUCUGUAUCCCUCGUCGCUCACACACUCACCCAGGUCGUUCCUUGCCCUCUCCGUCGACCGCCUCGAUGCCGGCGAAGUCCACACGCGCCGGGAAGCUGUCCUCUGUGUGUGUGCAGAGACAAAGAAAGGGGCCAUUCCACUCCAUCCGCUGCGCUGCAUGGUGAUAAUCCAUCCGUACCAGCUGUGGGGUAUAUGUCCUGCACAUUCGGGGUGAAGAUGACCUCGACAUUCCUGUCCCUCAGCUUGGCGAUGUCCUCAUCCAGACGCAUUGGGUAGGUCUCAAAAUCCUGCACAACCACCAACACACAAAGCAUGACAGCAGGAGCGAUGCGGCGUAGACAGAGGCUCGCGAGGCAGCACGGACCUUGGCCGACUGGAACUGCAGCUGGUUGAGGAAGAGGCUCGUCCACACACGGUCACCGCGACGAGACGCCUCGUCAAGCUGACGGAUCGCCCCAGACAUCCAUCCAUCCAGACUGCAUGAAUGAAUCCCUUGGAACCAACCCUUUUCUCCCCAGCUCACCAGUGCCAUGUGCCCGUCGUGCAGGCCACCUAGGAAGGGCACGAACGCCACACGAGCCGACGCUGGCAGGGUGGACCGCACACCCAUCAGCUCACUGGGUGUCUUGCACACACGAGUGGCCAUCGGUGGGCUGGUGGCCGCGGCUGUGGGUGCGAGGGCUGCAUGGGUCUCCUUUGCCGCUGUUGGCUGUGGUGGUAGUGGUGGGGAUGCUGGUGCUGGUGGGGUGGUCUGCCGCUGUUCCUCGAGCGCUUUGAUCAGGUGGACGAGCAUCUCGUUGACGGGCGCAGAGAGGCCGACCUUCCGCGCCUCAGACGCGAUGGCGCCACAAAUCGCCGAAAUCUCGGUGGGGAGCCUGAAACAGAUAUACACCCAUCCCAUAGGAAGUCCAUCUGCCUUGUCGUGUUCUCCAUCCACCACCCACCUCAUCCACCACCCACCUGUUCUCCACAUCAGUGCGCAUCGAUGACGUGUUCGCGGCCGUGGUUUCAGCGGCCCUCUGCACCACCUUGACGAGAUUCGACCCCUCGGGCAGCCGGAUGCCUCGCGCGCGGCCUACCUCAGAGACCUGAACAGACCAGGAAAGGUGCGUGCGUGUGUGCGUUGGAAUACUCUCGGGCGUAGGUGGCGGUGGGGGGUACCAACCUCCUGUGCGAUUUGGGAGAUGAGGGGCUCGAAGUGAGGCCGUGUGAGAGCACCGUUGUUGACGCCAUACAACGCCGUCAGGGGAUUCACGACGGCUGACACACACAGGCGACAACACAAGUUGAACAUGGGGAUGCCAAGGAAAGGCUGGCUGCUCACCAUUGAUGGCCAACUUGUGCCAGAUGGUCUCCAGCACAUCUUGCGACCGCACCGUGCGCGUCGUCAAAGCCGCCGCGUUCAACAGAUCCCUCACCCGCUCCACACACGCCUCGUCCUUCCUCUCCGCCGCCCCGAUGACCGUCUCGCCCUCCCCCAUCCGCCACACACGGCCCUCGUCCCCGGCACGCACAAGCGCCCCAUUGGUGGUGGUGCCCAGCAGCAGCUUCGGGCCGUCGCGGCCUUUGAAGGCCUUCUUCAGCUCUAGCGGCGCGUCGAGGCCGUUCUGCAGGGAGAGGACGCAGCCGUCGGGCCUCACAGCCCUCCUGGCGAGCUUGGCCGCCCGUUCGGUGUCGGCGCUUUUGAUCAGGAUGAUGGCGAGGUCGAAGGCGCCUUGUGGUAGGGUGGUGUCGUCAGUGACGACGUCCAGGGUGACGGGCGGGCCGUGGGGAUUGCCCAAGGGGUCCACACACGACAGACCGCCGCCAGAAGAGAUCGCACUCGCUGAGGAGAGACACAAUUCCAUAUAUGUGAGCGAUGGUGCGGUAUUUUCUCGGUGGGCUGACCUUGCUGUUGCCACCGCGUCGCGACGGUGACGGCUACAUCCCCCUUGGUGGCGAGCAUGUAGGCCACAAGUGACGCCAUGCCCCCCGAACCGAUCACCAACACCCUCUUCAACCCACCAGCCACCAUGCCACCAACACCAGACGCAGAUAAGGCCGGCUCACCCCCCUGAUCAACCACAACAUCAGCCGGAGACAGUGGCUCGCCCUCUGUCCAUCGGAUGAAGGCGUCCCUCUCGCCGGGAUCCAUCAAGAACGAGUUGUGCUGCGGGUGGGGGAAGGUCUCCCGCUCCACUGCUGUGGCGUACUCCUCGACUGCUUUGGCGGUCUGCCGCCAGCCGUCGCCAAAGCGCCUGACGAACUUGAGGGAGAGGGAGCCGGGCGACUGCAGGCCCAAUACGUCAUGCCACACCAACACCUGCCCGUCACAGUGAGGCCCUGCAGUGCACACGAACAAACACACAGAGAGGGAGGGGGAUGCGUGUGUGGAGGGCUUUGCGUUUGUCUGUGUGUGGACCUGCGCCAAUGCCGAUGGUCGGGAUGGUGAGUCUGCGUGAGAUCUCUUCAGCAACCUCUGAGCACACCUUCUCCAGGACGAUCAUGCAGCAGCCGGCAGCCUCGAGCGCCUGCGCCUCCUCGACCAAAUACUGCACCCACCCAUACACAACAUCAGCCACCCAGACAGCACAGCACCUCUGGUUGCGAGUGCCGCCACUUGAUGUGCCCUGGUCUCUACCUGGGCAUCUUUGGCCGUCUUGCCCCUCGCAAGGAAGUUCUCGGCCGUCUGCGGCAGCACACCCGUGUGGCCCACGACCGGCGUCAGCUGACUCACGGCCUGCAUACACCAACAGACAGACAGCCACACGGGAGUCUUGAUCCCUCCCUCAUAUCAUUGUAUAGGUGGGCAGUUUACCUUGAUUUGCUCGUACAUGGGUCCCUCGAUCUUGACGGCGGCCACGCCGCCCUCGUUGACGAAGCGAAUGGCGUUUUGGACGGCCCUGUCGACGGUGCUGUAGCUGCCGAAUGGCAUGUCGCCGAUGACGAAACACCGCGAGUUGCCGCGGGUGACUGACUUGCAGUGAUAUAGCAUCUCGUCCAUGCCGAUCUGAAGAUGAGAUGAAUGAUGGACCACCAGAGCUGCUGUGAAUGGGGUUUUCCUCUGGUUUGGUUUGGUUUGGUUUGUGCAGCGUCAGUCACCUGGUUGGUGCGUGCGUGUCCGAGCACCACGUUGGCCAGCGAGUCGCCCACAAGGAUGCAAUCCAGCACUGAUGGACAAGAAAACAACAAAACGCGCCCUCUCAUCAGCACGCCCGUUGAAAGACCAGCUCUCCAACUGCCGCCUACUUGCAGAAUUGGCCACUUGUGCGCCGAUGAAGUCAUACGCUGCAGGCAGGCAGGCAGGAUAAGAACAACACAACACACACACGGGGAUGGAUGCCGUCCGCCCGAUGCAUCAGAUCUGAUGCUUACACAUGCAGACACACAGACAGUUUUCCUCUCUCACCGGUGAUGACGGUGAUCUUCCUCCUCUCCUUCUUCUUCCGCAGCAGAUCUCUCAUCUUCAGCGACUUGACACCGCCGCCGCCACUCGCAUACAACGUCCGCACACCGCCCAUUCGCCGCCAAUCAUCACUCAUGGGCGGCAUCCGGCUUACCGCUGCCGGCGGUCUCGCCACGCACAGGCUGUGCAGCGCCAUCCGGCUGACCGGCAGCGCACCUGACGCCCUGGCUGCCGCCUGGCUGACUAGAGACCGACUUGAGGACAGAACUCGAUGAACACUCAGUCCUUUCAUCUUUCAACUCGGCGAUGACUUGCGGAUCCGAGUACGGCCUCCAUGAUGCUCACGCUGACGCGGUGACGGG
Vitrella brassicaformis is the source of this 6001-nucleotide messenger RNA. Lineage: Eukaryota; Vitrellaceae. The record is from the annotation of a GenBank genome assembly.